AUGCGACUUUAUUUUAACUCACUACAUAGGCUCCUGUCUGUUCAUGGCGCUGACCGCAGAGCAGAAGGCUGUUGUCCGAACCGACGGAAAGCGCUGGAGCGGUUGAAGCAGCGGGGCAUCAGCAAGCCGGCUCAUGGCGGCCCCGCUGCUGGUGGCGUCAGGGCAUCCGCUGAUUUUGCGCGGCCUGUCGUGACUACUGGCCUGGAGCGACAAAUAGAGCAGAACCGACAAACGGCGAGGAAACGCCUCCAGCAAACCCAGCAGAACCUGCGGGAUGCAUCGUCCAUCAUCAAUACCGGGCAUGCGCUUGGCUCACCUUCCGCUCAUCCGACCGGAAACACAGGAUCAAGGCUGCGGCCUGCGAUCAGAAGACAAGAUUAUAUUGAAUAUGACUUCUCGACAAUGAAGAAUACGAACGGAGGCUUCAUCAAUCGGGAGGACGAUCAGGGUUAUGGAGAUAACGCGCUAGCGCAAGAGAAACAGCGGUCGCUUGAGGAGUGGCAACGCGAGCAAAGGGCGCGGCGCGCCCUCUAUGAAAACCAGCCUCCUCCAGCACACAUGUCUCUCGCCCCAAAAUGUACCCAAUGCAACAUCAACACGGAGAUGGAUCCCGUAAUGAAAGACGUUUUUCACUUACAAGUUUGCAAAUCAUGCGUGAAGGCUCAUCCGGAGAAGUAUUCGUUGUUAACCAAGACAGAAUGCAAGGAGGACUAUUUUCUAACGGAUCCUGAGCUGAAUGAUGCUUCUCUCUUUGAUAGACUUGAGAAACCAAACCCGCAUUCAGGCACAUUUGCUCAUAUGCAACUCUUUGUUAGAUGCGAAAUAGAGAAGUACGCCUUCGAGAAGUGGGGUGGCGAGGAGGGGUUGGAUAAUGAAUGGCAGAGACGGGAAGAGGGUAAAAUCGAGCGGAGAGAGAAAAAGUACCAGCAGAAAGUACGAGAGAUGAGGCUGAAGACCAGAGCUCAGGAGUUCACUACUAGGUUGAAGGAGAAGAAAUAUGGCAAAGACCAUACUCACGAGUUCGGGGCACCAGUCGAUGGAGGAAGUAACGAAGAUGGUAUACCGGUGCAAAAGAGACGUUGCUUUGGAUGUGGGAUAGAGAUAGAAGAAAUAAUGUUGUAG
Eremothecium gossypii ATCC 10895 is the source of this 1122-nucleotide messenger RNA. RefSeq names its product DNA repair protein RAD14 (gene RAD14). Gene Ontology annotation, biological process: UV-damage excision repair; nucleotide-excision repair involved in interstrand cross-link repair; nucleotide-excision repair, DNA damage recognition. The transcript is spliced from 2 exons. Gene Ontology annotation, cellular component: nucleotide-excision repair factor 1 complex. NCBI's taxonomy places the organism in Eukaryota, Fungi, Ascomycota, Saccharomycetes, Saccharomycetales, Saccharomycetaceae. Gene Ontology annotation, molecular function: damaged DNA binding. Bases 1 to 1122 code for a protein of 373 amino acids. The record is from RefSeq and is marked provisional.